Molecule: messenger RNA, 1444 nt
Organism: Mangifera indica (mango)
Lineage: Eukaryota; Viridiplantae; Streptophyta; Magnoliopsida; Sapindales; Anacardiaceae
Product: branched-chain-amino-acid aminotransferase 3, chloroplastic-like
Exons: 10
Coding region: 63-1337 (424 amino acids)
Biological process (GO): branched-chain amino acid metabolic process
Cellular component (GO): chloroplast
Molecular function (GO): branched-chain-amino-acid:2-oxoglutarate transaminase activity
Source: RefSeq, a predicted model, not a curated record
CCAAAACCCAGGCCAAACAAUCCCAUUGCUCACCAGAAAACAAUUCACUGAGAGAAGAGAAAAUGGAGACCAGCGCAGUGUUAACAGCCCUUCAGCCAACCAAUUACGUUUUACGUAACACUUCUAAUCUCCACCUUCCCCCUUCCUCCGCUCCUCAGAUGCAGCAACAUUUCCUUUCUCCCGUUUCUCUCAAACCUCUCAAGCCAAUUUCUUUCUCCUCUUGCAAUGUUAAUCAACCCCCUUCUCCUUUCUCUCCUUGUGCUGUUUUAUCUCAUACUUUCAGCGACCAAAAGGCUGAUUUGGCGGACAUAGACUGGGACAACCUUGGAUUCGCGUUUCUUCCUACUGAUUAUAUGUAUGUGAUGAAAUGUUCGCGGGAUGGAAACUUUAAUGAAGGUGAAUUACAGCGUUUCGGCAAUAUUGAGUUGACCCCGUCAGCUGGUGUUUUGAAUUAUGGUCAGGGAUUAUUAGAAGGUCUGAAAGCCUACAGGAAAGAAGAUGGUAGUAUACUCUUAUUCCGACCAGAGGAAAAUGCACAACGGAUGAGGAUGGGUGCAGAAAGGAUGUGCAUGCCAUCACCAUCAAUUGAACAGUUUGUGGAAGCUGUCAAGGCUACUGUUUUGGCAAACAAACAUUGGAUUCCCCCUUCUGGUAAAGGUUCUUUAUAUAUCAGACCUUUGCUAAUGGGAACUGGGGCUGUUCUUGGUCUUGCACCUGCUCCCGAGUACACUUUUCUGAUCUAUGUAUCACCUGUUGGGAAUUAUUUCAAGGAAGGCAUAGCACCAAUAAAUUUGAUUGUUGAGCAUGAAUUACAUCGUGCAACUCCUGGGGGCACUGGAGGCAUAAAAACUAUUGGAAACUAUGCUGCGCUAGGCUGGUAUGACCAUUGCUUACUGAGCUUCAGGGCAGUGGGGUACUGUACUCAAGCUGUUGGAGACACAGGCUUGUUUGAGGCAUUAGUCUGUUUGGCUAGAGAUGAAAUUAUCUCCACACCUGCAAUCAAGGGGACGAUCCUACCUGGCAUCACAAGAAAGAGUAUAAUUGAUGUUGCUCGUAGCCAAGGGUUUCAGGUCGAAGAACGCCUUGUGACAGUUGAUGAACUGCUUGAUGCUGAUGAAGUAUUUUGCACAGGAACGGCUGUGGUUGUAUCACCUGUGGGUAGCAUCACUUAUCGUGGUAAAAGGUUCGCAUAUGGAGAGGGCGUUGGUUUUGGAGUUGUCUCGCAACAACUAUAUUCCGUGCUUACCCAACUACAGAUGGGUCUUAUAGAGGACAAGAUGAGUUGGACCCUCCAGCUGAACUUGUCACACUGGUACAAAUUCUUGCUUGCAUUUUGAAUUUGGUAUUGCAGUUGCAGAUAAAAGAAUCUCUUUAGUAUACAGUGGGAAUUAGAAAUUUCUUUAGUUUGAUUUCUUGUCAAGUGAUGCCCAGAUAAAAUAUAUAU